CGCGUUGUGUUGUGUGCUAGAGUAAUUUAGUUCCAACAACAGAAAACGUUAUUGUUUUGUUAAUUCCCAAUAAUAAUUGAUUGAAAAAUUAUUGUGCAUCAUAUCAGAUUUUUCGGAUAUGAAACCUAAAAUGGAAGAAGAACGAAGCAAGAAAAAGGCUCCAGCAGAGAGUGAAGCUAAUAAAGCAUCUGAAUUGGAAAAAUACUGGCAAGUCGUUCGAGACAACCCUUCUGAUUUUGCUGGGUGGACUUAUUUAUUACAUUACAUUGAGCAAGAGAACAAUAUAGAAGCUGCAAGGAAGGCAUUUCGCUCCUUUUUCAAGCAUUAUCCAUAUUGUUAUGGAUACUGGAAAAAAUUUGCUGACAUGGAAAAAAAUUUGAACAAUGCUGAAGCUGCAGAGGAAAUUUUUGAAGAAGGUAUUAAAGCUAUUCCUUUGAGUGUUGAUUUAUGGAUACAUUAUAUUAACUUUUACAAAGCUCAACAAAGUGAAAAAGAAAAUGCUUAUGAAAACAUAACACAAUUAUUUAAACGUGCUUUAGAUGCAGCAGGUCGGGAAUUUAGGUCUGAUCGUUUAUGGGAUUUGUUUGUAAAUUGGGAAGAAGAGAACAAAAACUUGAAGGAAGUGACAGCAGCAUAUGAUACCUUACUUACUAUACCAACCCAGUUAUAUAGCCAUCAUUUUGAAAAGUUUCGUAAGCAUGUGAAAAAGAACAAUCCGAGGGAAAUUUUAUCAACAGAUGAAUUCUUAGAAAUACGACAAAGUGUUGUGAAAGCUAUGAAAAAUGCUGAUUUAGAAGUAGAUGAAGAUGAUGAUGAAAAGCAAUCGGAAAAAGUAUCACCACCUGGAAUGGAAGUAGAUGAUGCCCCUCCUGGAUUAGAACCUGAUGGAGCUACUAUUGAAAAAGACAUGAUGAGCGCUGAAGAGAUAGAUUUGUUAAAGAAGAAAAUAGUUGAAAAACGUAAAGCAUUGCAUGAGAAAAAUGAAGUGGAAGUUGGGAAGAGAUGGUCUUUUGAAGAGGCGAUAAAACGUCCCUAUUUCCACGUAAAGCCUCUUGAAAGGGUACAGUUGAAAAAUUGGAAGGAUUACUUAGAUUUUGAAAUUGACAAUGGAACACACGAAACAACUGUGAUUCUUUUUGAAAGAUGUAUGAUUGCUUGUGCCUUAUAUGAAGAUUUGUGGUUAAAGUAUGCUAAGUACAUGGAGGAACGUGAACCUGAUGCUGCCAGAGGAGUGUAUGAGAGAGCAUGCAAAAUACACCUUCCUAGAAAACCAAGUAUUCACUUUUCUUGGGCUUGCUUUGAAGAGAAAAGAGGGAAUGUUGAAAAAGCUGCCGAAAUCUUAGAUGAUUUGGGUGAAACCAUUAAAGAUAUGCUUGAAAUAGUCUUGAGAAAAAUUAACUUGGAGAGGAGGCUUGGAAAUGAAGAAAAAGUAGAUGAAAUGUAUCUAAAAUGCAUUGCUGAAGCUAAAACAUCACAAAUGUCUUCUCAUUUUGCUACUAAGUAUGCUCGUUAUUUGUAUAAGGUUAAAAAUGAUUUUGAGAGAGCAACAAAAAUUCUAAAGGAUGCCUUGAAAAAUGAUCCAAGCAACGCCUACAUCUUAAUGCAGCUAAUAGAUGUUGCAUAUCAAAAACAACCUUUAGAUAUGGAUGCCAUUCUAGAAGCUUUUGAACUUGCAUUAUCCAGUGACAUGAAUAAUGAUCAGAAAUUAAAGUUUGCUCAAAGAAAGUUGGAGUUUCUGGAAGAUUUCUCAUCAGAUCCUCAAUGCAUACAAGAUGCUUAUGAUGAAUAUGCUAAAAUGUUUAAAUCCCAGUAUGCUUCUCGCAAAAGAGUAGCAGAAGAUAGCGAAGAAAAUAAAGACAAAAAAGCUAAAACUGAACUUAAUGGUACUGCUGUAGCUGUUACAGCAGCUGAUGCAACCACUGCUCUUACGGCUUCAACAGCUGUUGCUGCUACAGAUGCUGCUUCUUACCAAUAUCAUCAAUCUGCUUGGGCUAACUAUCAUAAUUCAUACAAUUAUCAGCAGUGGCCCUAUGCUGCAACAAAUUAUUAUUCAUCGCAAUGAAAUUUCGUCCUAUUUUUAAUUGUAACAAAGAUUGCUCAUCUGACUUCUCAUUCAACAAAUUUCAGGCAUCAUAAUGCAGUGUAAAUUUCAUGAAGUGAACUCUUGUCAGAAUUAUUUUGUUAGCAAUGUUUUAGUCAUUUCAGUUUUAUGUAAUAAAGAUAUA
This is a messenger RNA of Uloborus diversus, 2225 nucleotides long. It is a transcript of the gene Prp39, whose product is annotated as pre-mRNA-processing factor 39-like. NCBI's taxonomy places the organism in Eukaryota, Metazoa, Arthropoda, Arachnida, Araneae, Uloboridae. The record is from RefSeq and is a predicted model, not a curated record. Gene Ontology annotation, molecular function: protein binding. The transcript has 17 exons. Gene Ontology annotation, biological process: mRNA 5'-splice site recognition; RNA processing. The coding region runs from base 119 to 2062 and encodes 647 amino acids. Gene Ontology annotation, cellular component: U1 snRNP; commitment complex; U2-type prespliceosome.